UUUUUCUCUCUCCUAUUCAGGAUUUUGUAACAAAAACCUAUAUCCAUCCUCUAUUUACAGAGUUCAAAAUGGGAGAUGUCGAUCGUAUUGAGCGAUGUUUUUCUUCAUUCAAAAUUAUCCCCAUUAAUGACGAUACUCUUCACUCCGAAGGGACUGGUUUGAAAGAAAUAGAGAGUUGGUUACCCAUAACGGAAUCCAGAAAAGGGAAUGCUUAUACGGCAGCGUUUCAUCUCUUUUCUUCCGCUGUUGGAACUCCGGCGCUUGUGCUACCCUUUGCUUUCACCUCACUCGGAUGGUCAUGGGGAAUAGUAGUUCUCAUUGUGAUUUUUGCAUGGCGGCUCUACACCAUGUGGCUCUUAGUUCAUCUUCAUGAAAUGGUCAAUGGAACUCGUUACAGCAGAUACCUUCAACUCGCCAUAGUAGCUUUCGGAGAAAAAUUGGGAAAGUGCCUUUCCAUUUUCCCAACAAUGUAUCUAUCAGGGGGCACUUGUGUCAUGUCUAUUAUAGCAGGGGGACGUACCCUACAACUUUUCUACAAUACAAUAUGUGAAAAUGAUCAACAUUGUCUACACAAAUCACUGAGUGGAGCUCAAUGGUUCUUAGUGUUUGUGUGUCUUGCCAUUUUAAUUGCCCAAUUUUUUCCAAAUUUGAACUCAUUGGCUUGGGUCUCCUUUGUUGGUUCAAUCUUGGGUGUGACCUAUUUCACUAUGCUUUGGGCACUUUCCAUUGUCAAAGGAAGGCCUAAUGGGGUCACUUAUAAUCCCUCAAAUAAUGUAACAACAACUAUGGCUCAAUUUCGCGCUGUCCUAAAUGGUAUUGCUGUCGUUGCCAUUGCUUUUCGAGGUCACAAUCUUGUAUUGGAAAUACAGGGGACAUUGCCUUCAAAUCCAAAACAUCCAACAAAGACAAGAAUGUGGAGAGGAGUGAUGGCAUCUUACUCUUUUGUUGCAAUGUGUGUAUUUCCCUUGGCAAUUGGAGGAUAUUGGGCUUAUGGGAAUAUGAUGCCUGGAAAUGGAAUUAUGGGUGCAAUUGCAAAGUACCACCAAGAGAGUACACCAAAAUGGUUAAUAGGCACAAUAUAUAUGAUGAUAGUGAUCCAAUGUUUAUGCUCAUUUCAAAUUUACGCCAUGCCUGUCUUUGAUAACUUGGAAAGAAUAUACGUAAGCAGGCACCUCAAGGCGUGUCCAAGGUGGGUUCGAUCAUGCAUCAAGCUAUUCUUCGGUGGAUUGACAUAUUUCAUCUCCGUAGCAUUUCCUUUCUUGGGAAGCCUAGCCGCGUUUGUAGGAGGGAUUGCGUUGCCAUUGUCUCUGGUUUACCCUUGCUUCAUGUGGAUUUCAAUCAACAAACCUCAAAGAAAUAGCUUAAUGUAUUGCCUCAACAUGUUUCUUGGGUGUUUGGGCAUAUUAAUAAGUGUUGUGCAAGUUGCUGGUGCGUUAUGGAAUUUGGUGGUUGAUAAAUUGGAUACUAACUUUUUUAAUCCUUAGUGGAAAAGUAUAUAUAAAGAUUAAAGGCGAAUGUGCUUAUAACUUUUGACUUUUUAAUUUAUUACUUUUAAUUUAGUUCUAACCAUGAACAUUUGGGCAACUCUUGUACUAAUAGUGCAAUUUAACUUGCUAAUGAAAGACACAUGCCUUGCCUUUUAAGAUAAUAUGCUAAUUCCACU
Solanum lycopersicum (tomato) is the source of this 1663-nucleotide messenger RNA. Its product is annotated as lysine histidine transporter-like 8. Gene Ontology annotation, cellular component: membrane. Gene Ontology annotation, biological process: amino acid transmembrane transport. The record is from RefSeq and is a predicted model, not a curated record. Gene Ontology annotation, molecular function: amino acid transmembrane transporter activity. NCBI's taxonomy places the organism in Eukaryota, Viridiplantae, Streptophyta, Magnoliopsida, Solanales, Solanaceae.